CUAAGGGAUCGUUCAGGGGCAGCGGCUCUGUGCCUCCCUCCCUGGGUUUCUGCUGCUGCUGACCUGAGAGCCUGCUGCUCAACUUUCCUCCCGCUGCUGCUGGCGCUUUGAUUCGCCCAUUCCCCUGCUCUGCUUGCGGUGGCUGAGAACUCUCUAAGCGGUUUCCAAGAAUUUCUAAUGUCAAAGGAAAAAGCCAAGAAGCGCCAAGGAGGUGCUGCUCUCCAUUGAUUGGCAUUGACCAUUCUGGUCCUUUCCCACAAGCACUGGGUGAAGAUGAGCAUCCUGUCCCAAGCAUGACGUCAUUGGCAAAUGUCAUUGCUUCCCACCAGUCGGAGUGGGUCUCCUUCAAUGAUGAGCUGCUCGUGCCAGUUACUUCACAGGGUGGCACUGAAGAGCCUCUGGAAAAGUGUUUUUCCUCCUCCGAUACUUCCUCAGAAGACAACCGUAAUGUGGAUGGAGAGUUUCAGGACCUCUCACACACUGAGCUGAGUGAUGACGUGGACAAGCCCGUGGUGAACUCUGCAUCAGUGUCUCUGCUUGGGAACCAUGUGUGUCCCAAACCUGAUCUAUCUUCAUCCAUCAGUAACUGGGUUCAAUUUGAAGAUGUGCCAUGGACCAGCACUUUACCAGCUCACAUACAAACAGCCCUUCCAUCAGGAGCACCCUGCUGGACUUCUCCCUCCUCAGAUUAUUCUGAGAGACAACCCCUUGCCUCAGAGAGCAGCUGGACAACCAACUCAGAGGACACCAGCAGCCAAAGCAUUGCCCCCUCCUACACAGAUUUGCAGUCGAUAAAUACUGAGGACCUGACCAGUGGUGGGGCUUCUGCAGCAGACUCAGCUGACAAUUCCUCGUCUUUCCAGGAAGAUGAAGAGGUAGAUAUGGAGGCUGUCAACUGGCAGCUGAACAGCACCCCCAUGAAUGGGCACUCUCCAACCCCAACCACAGCUCGUUUCCCCAGCUGGGUGACAUUCGAUGACAAUGAAGUCAGCUCUGCUUCCCUCCAGAACCUUUCUCCCUUGAAACCAGACACCCUACCAAUAGCAGCGCAGACUGCAGAUGUGAACUGUAAUCUUGCUACAUCCUUGAAGAAGAGGGAGCGCCCCAGGAGCACAUUGUUGGACCUCACGAAAGUUCAAAAGCUAGAUCUUUCCUCCUUAAAUAGGCUGCCUUCUGUUGGAACACCCCCCUGGAGUGCUACUAAUCCCUUCCUGGAUGAGUCUCUGAGGGAUGUCCAACCCUCACCCAUCAACCCGUUCAGCUCAUUCUUAGAGGAACGAGAGAGGCAUUCCCACAGCUCCUCUCUCUCCAGUGCUCCAUGCCAAAGGCAAAGAGACUCCCUUAUUAUCCUCUACCAAGAACCUGACACCAUCAGCUUUGAUGAGUCAAGCAAAAACGUAACCCACACAGAUGCUGUUGAGCAGCUCAAGCAGCUCCGGAUUGGGGAUCCAGAUCACCUGAGCAGCCCAACUCUACCUGAUGAUGACCCCCUGAUGCCAUUUGAGGUGGAUGGCACAUUGUUGAACUUGGCCCCAUCUCAGCCCAAGGAUGGCUGGCCAAUGAUGCUCAGGAUACCAGAGAAAAAAAACAUCAUGUCAUCUAGGCAUUGGGGUCCAAUCUACGUCAAGCUGACUGCGAGCGGGUAUCUACAGCUUUUUUAUGAGAAAGGACUGGAGAAGCCCUUCAAGGAAUUCAAACUUGAGAUCAGUCAUGAGAUUUCAGAGCCCAAGCUCCAAAACUAUGAUGAGAAUGGAAGGAUACACAGCGUACGUAUAGACCGCACCAUCUACAAGGAGAAAAGGAAGUAUCAGCCUAAACCAGCAAUCAGCCACGCAGCAGAAAGGGAACAAGUGAUAAAGCUAGGCACUACUGAUUAUGAAGACUUCCUUAGUUUCAUCAGCGCAGUUCAGGAUAUACUAAUGCACUUGCCAGCCUCAUCAACAGAUCUGAGCAUGGUGGGAUUAAACUAUCAAGAGGAAGAAAUCACUGUUGAUGUCAAGGAUGAGUUUCAUGGCAUCUUGGCCAAAGGAGACAAUAGGAUUCUCCAGCAUAGCGUGCUGACACAUAUACAUGUUCUCAGCUUCCUUUCUGGCCUCGCAGAAUGCAGGCUGGGCCUUAAUGACAUCCUUAUAAAAGGGAAUGAAAUCGUUGCACGGCAGGAUAUUAUGCCCACCACUACCACUAAGUGGAUUAAGUUGUAUAACUGCCAGUUUCAUUCAUGUGUGGACGAGGAAAUGUUUAACAGCUCCCAUGUUAUCCAGUUUAAUCCCUUGGAUGCCUGCCGAUUUGAGCUGAUGCGGUUCAGGACUGUGUUUACUGAGAAGACUUUGCCUUUCACUCUGAGAACAGCAGCCACUGUCAAAGGUGCUGAAGUGGAGGUCCAGAGCUGGCUGAUGAUGUCCACUGGGUUCUCCUCCAACCGUGACCCUCUAACUCAGGUCCCCUGUGAAAACGUGAUGGUCCGCUACCCAGUGCCAAAUGAGUGGGUGAAAAACUUCCGCAGAGAAAGUGUCCUGGGAGAAAAGUCUUUGAAAGCCAAGGUGAACAAGGGUGCCAGUUUUGGGUCAACCAGCGUGUCUGGUUCUGAGCCAGUAAUGAGAGUAACUUUGGGAACUGCCAAAUAUGAGCAUGCCUUUAAUUCCAUUGUAUGGAGGAUAAACCGACUGCCUGACAAAAACUCAGCUUCCGGCCAUCCUCACUGCUUCUUUUGCCACCUGGAGCUUGGCUCUGACCGGGAAGUGCCUUCCAGUUUCGUCCGCUAUGUGGACGUGGAGUUUGACAUGCCCACCGCUUCGGCGUCUAAAGCCACUGUUCGGUCCAUUUCUGUAGAGGACAAGAGUGAUGUCAGGAAAUGGGUCAACUAUUCAGCACACUAUAGUUACAAGGUGGAAAUAGAACAGAAAAAGAACUUGAAUCUUGAUCUGAAGGGAGCAGAAAUUGAAAAUCCCAAGGAUUGUGCCAUGCAGUGAAGGAAGACCCAUGGAGGAGCAGUAAUGUCAACGGACCCAGCUGAAAAGAACUGCAACACCUAGCUUCUGCUGUAAGAAGUACAAAGCAGUACUUUAAAAAAAAAAAAUGCUCUUCAGUGUGACUGUGGCUUGAGUUACCUCGCUCACUAUUAUCUGUAUUUUGGCAGGAGGUUCGUUGACAGUUUGUUUAGAAGAGCUUAGGGAUUUGCUGGAACAUUUUAUAUUCAUCCAGUGUAUUGACUGAAAGACUUACACUACAUUCAAGCCUGCCUUCCUUUCUGCUUCUUCACGAUUUACCUUCCUGCACUGAAUUAUGUUAUGUCGACAACUGCAGCCAAAACAAAAAGCAAACCUGACCUCGCUUACAGUCUUCUCCUAUCAUUUGAAUGUUUUCUUGUAAACUGGUUGUUUGGUCAUCAGCAGAGCCUUCCUUGUGAUCUGCAGAAUAAAACCUUUUGAGAGCUAAGCAUUGCGGGAACUAAGGAGCAUCAAGGGGAAAAGUGGUGCAUGAAAAGGUCUUCCUUUUAUGAAAUAGUCAACAGAAUAAAAAUUUCCCUACAUCCAGAACAUAGUGAACACCAGGGAAAUAAACACAAAAUAAUAUAGCUGAUUAUCUGACUCUUCCCAGUCACCUUUUCUUAUCUCAUCCUCUAAAUCUGAACACUAAAGUAAUGCACAUUUUAAUAGGAUCUUGACUAGUCAUGAGAAAAAUUCAUUUGUUCUUAAGGUUUUCACUUGCUGGUCAGGUUUAUGGGGGGAGGGAUAGCUCAGUGGUUUGAGCAUUGGCCUGCUAAACCCAGGAUUGUGAGUUCAAUCCUUGAGGGGGCCACUUAUGGAUCUGGGGGCAAAAAUUGGUCCUGCUAGUGAAGGCAGGGGGCUGGACUCAAUAACCUUUCAAGGUCCCUUCCAGUUCUAGGAGAUUGGUAUAUCUCCAAUUAUUACCUAUUAGCUUGACUGAACAUGUGAUAGCUGCUUUUAAUAAAGAGUGUGCAAUAUAUAGCAGGGAUUAAUCAUUCCUGCCUAGAAAGAUAUCUGAGGGCAAUAGAUUUUAUUUUAACAUUUUCCUGAAUGAUUAAGUAGGCUGGUUACUGGUUCAUGUUGUUUGGUCAGUAGGAUCUUGGGUUCCCGAUACUUUCGAAGGCAUUAUAAGAAGUAAAUGUUGUGUAUUCCUGUCCUUGUAAUACAAUGUUGCUUUCAGGUUUCAUCCUAACAGUACUUCUUAUUCCAAGAAAGCAUACAGUGUAACAAAUGUGUGUAUUGUAGACACCAUUAUCUUUUCAGUCACACUCUAACUGGGACUAAAAACCUCUAAAAACAGCUCUAUCACAGUGAACUAAGGAAACCUCCCCUCGGCUGAAAGUAGCAGCAAGUCCCUCCCUUAUCUUUUCCCUAGACCAGACUGUAGAAGGCAAAAUCACUCACUCAAUACACAUUGCAGCUGAGUUGUAAAAUGUUUACAAUACCUAAUUUUUACAGUUGUGUAUCUGACCUAUUUGCUUCCCUGCCCAAAAGUAAUAGUUUUUGAUAAAAGAAUAGUAACUUGUUGAACCAUUUAUCUUUUUAAAGGGAUGCUGUUGACUUAAAUAUCAUACAUUUUAAAAAAUCCUUAUGGUAUUAUUAAUAACAUGCUAAUUCAUUAAAAUAGAGAGACUUUUAAAAUUCUAAAUUUAUUUUUCAUUAUUUGUGUGCUUUUUACAUUUUGCAUUUCACUCAGUGUGGGUCAUGGAAAAUAGACUUUCAUUUUGGUCCCUGGCUACUUUCACUGUGAUUUCCAUGAACAGUGUUGCUGUGUUCAGGUUCCAAAUGCCACACGGGAUUAUUUACAUUUGGACUAAAAAUUGUUUUGCUUAAAACUUCAAAAAAAUUACGAGACCCCUUCUAAGGUCCUCUUUUUAUAUGCAUCUAAAUGUUAAGCCUAGAGUAAUCUGAUGAUGUCCUUUUAAAAUCAAAAUUAGGAAAAAAAAGGAAGGCUUAUCUUUUUCUUCAGGUAGCAAUAAGACUACAGCAUCUAUGGCAAAAGAACAUUUCUAAAAAAUAAUUCAGGGCUCGAUCCUUCAAAGACUUGUUACUGGGCAUGGAGCUUUCAACUGCAGGUAGUCUUAGUGAAGCCCAAGGGACAGCUCCAAGCACUUCAUUUCAUAGUAAGUAUUUGCAGGAUCUAUCUGUAAAUGGGAACACUCAUACCCACCUUUGUAAAGCAUUUUGGGAGCUGUGGAUAAAAAGCACUUUUGAAGUGCUAAGUAUUUAUGACAUAGGGUUGCAUAAAGUUAGAGAGAUGUACCUGAAACAGCCAAACAGUCCCUAACUCUGGGGUGAAGGAAGAUUCAAAAUCUGAACCCAGAUCCAAAUAUCUUGAUUGACGCUUACACUGGGCUGGCUAGGAACUUUGUAGCUCAGGUCCAUCUCUGUAUAAAAUAAGAAUUUCCUCCCACUGUUCCUAAAACUCAAAACAAACUGUUGUUCAAAAAAGUUUAGAUAACUUUUGUUCCCCUUAUUUUCCAUUUUCACUGUUGUCUCUAGAACUCCAGUUUCUGGUAGGAUGACCAGAUGUCCUGAUUUUAUAGGGAUAGUCCAGCUAUUCAGGGCUUUGUCUUAUAUAAGUGACUAUUACCCCACAUUUGCUAUUUGUCAUCCUAGUUUCUGGUAAGGCCCAGAAAGAGAAGUAACAAAUUAUAAGAAGUGAAUGUGUUCUCAGAAUGUUUUUGAGGAACUAUCGGAAAGCUCAUGUGAAAGAGGCUUUUAUUAUUAAAUUUCUAGCCCAGAUUUGCAGACCCAAAAGGUUUGGCUAGCUUAGAUCAGUAUAUGAACUUUUGCGUGCUCUCCCCAACCUCUGAACAUUUGGAAAUGCAUCCUAGUGACAGUUAAAUAUAAGAAAUAAUUAAGCAAGAUUUGGCAGGCCUUGAACAGAGAGGGAACUUAAACACAAUUUCCCUUCUCUGUUUUAUUUUAAGAAGUUUAGUAUGUAUGGAAGUCCAGCCACAGGACAGAUACUUUCCAACAAAUGGGAUGAUGGAGACUCAGAGGUUUCUGUUCUUGCUUCAUUUCUCUCUUUCUGUCUCUCUCUCUCUCUUUAAUUCAAAAUAAGUUAAUGAAACUAAGACUAUAAGACUGAUUCUGAUCUCACUCAUAUCGGUGUAAUUCAGGAAUAGCUCCUCAGAAGCCAAUUGGAGUUCAGUGGAUGAAAUCGGGUCAUCUAUUCUUAAAAAACUAUUUUAAUCCCCUUUUGAUUUCUGCGGAGCAUCCUUGAUACUUUUAUAUUUAUGCAGUCAGAUUUUCCAGAAUUCAGCACCAACUAUGAAAGCCAGAUUUUCAAAGCAACUUGCCUCCCUAUUAGGCACCAGAAUAAAUGGCCAGAUUUUCAAAACAGCAUUGGGUGCUGGACUCUUUUGAAAAUCUGGCUAUAAGUGUUGCAAAUUGGGAGGCUACUAGAUGGUGGGAACUCUUUAAAAUCUAGCCUGAGGGCUGAGCACUUGAACAUCUGGCCCUUAGUGCCUUCAGAGGGCUACACUGUCCUUGUGUGAUGUGGCCAAUGCCAGCUUUCCUCAAUGGCAGUCUGUCUUUCUAUCUCAUUCUUUCUGCUAGUGUGCAGUUAUGCAUGGACCAUGUUCUCCAUUCACAGGGCACACAGGUUGGGUAGGGGGAAAAUUCAAAAAUUUCAUCAGACCUUAGAACAGCAGAAAGGAUUUAGAUGCAAGAGGUUUGUAUGAUAGGAAUAAUUAUUCCACCUCUGGGAAAAGAUCCCUUUAAAUGCCUUCCAUUAGGUACACCCUUUGUGAGUGACACAGUCUCUGCCCUUUGAUCUCACUUUGAAGUGCUUAUAGUUCUGGAGUGCAACAUGCAAAAAAAGUGCCUUCAGUGCACCUGUACGUUUAUUUCCUGAAGCUAUUUCCACUCUGACCUUCCCGUUUUCUUUUUCAGUUUAAUUUUUGGAGAGUAAUGGUACUUGGGGUACAGUGUGGUUGCUAAUGUUUUUUUGGGGAAAAUCCACACCAGGUUUUAGAGAAACAAACAACAUUUGAUCAGAGUGAUUGGAGACUAAAGUCCUCCCCUUAAAGUUAAACUCCUCUUACUGAUACAUAUUGUAUUUAAUAACUCUAGAUAUUGUGCUGAUGAGAACAAAAGGAAAAAAGGCAAAUUCAUCUGAAAAAUACUCCAACAGAUUGACAAUACCUGCUGCAUUUGAAAAUUAUUCAAAAUUAAAAUGAUAAUCCCCGCUAAAGACUGGGGAAAUUUUAGGGCUCUUCACUGCAUGCGUUGUCGUCUGAGCAGUGCUGAGAUACCGUAUCAUCGUGACAUACAUUAUCUUCUGGCAGGGAGCUGGUUGGAAUACCUAUCUGACAAGACAAUCCAAGACUUACAGAAGCCACACGUCCUCUUGACUCAUGAACUGCCUAGAGUCCCUCCUGAUUACCUCACUACUGAUGAAAGGAUCGAUUUCAUUGCAAAAGGUCCUGAAAGUGAAAGAAGGGGCACCAAAACCAGUAAAGUCCAUCUCUGGAGCCCAGUAACUCUGCCAGUUGCUUUCAGGAAACUCAUUGAUUUCAGUGGCACUUAGCAUACAGUGGCACUUGGCCCUGAUGUGUUACCUUUAUUCUAGAGGUUGGCAAAUUUUAAAAGAUAAUACUGCGUAGGUCAGCUUUUACAGAUUUAGUCAACAUGGUUUUCAUCAGUCUAGGAAUUAACAGAAGCCGCUGAUCAGUUGUUGAAGAAAUACAUACCAUCUGCUGCCAUGUAGCCUAAAGCAACCUGCUGUGAGCCUUGAAGCCUUCUGGGACAACAAAAUUUAAGUUGUUCCUAACCUUCCUUAUGCCUCAUCCAUCCACAGAAUUCAUAACCUCUUGCACUAUUGUGAUGGACUGAUCUAAUUAUUUUGUAACAUGUUCCUCUCUUUUUGUUUUGUAAAAUAAGAAAGUCUACACACUGGCUAACUCUGUAGAGGUGGUUUAAUUAUGUUGUGAUAUUGUUGCUUUUUUUAGUAGCUGUGGAGUGGGAUAUAAUUUUUGUUUGAAAUGUGGGAAAACUGUUAAAUAAAUGUAAACACAAAACAAAA
Molecule: messenger RNA, 8019 nt
Organism: Gopherus flavomarginatus (Mexican gopher tortoise)
Lineage: Eukaryota; Metazoa; Chordata; Testudines; Testudinidae
Gene: STON2
Product: stonin 2
Exons: 7
Coding region: 294-2969 (891 amino acids)
Biological process (GO): regulation of endocytosis; clathrin-dependent endocytosis; synaptic vesicle endocytosis
Cellular component (GO): synaptic vesicle; AP-2 adaptor complex
Molecular function (GO): clathrin-cargo adaptor activity
Source: RefSeq, a predicted model, not a curated record